AUGAAGUUCUUCACCAUCAUCAGCGCCAUCCUCCUUGGUGCCUGUUCCCUGGUUGCGGCUCAAGACCUCAGCACAGCCAAGGAUUGCACCGAGUUCCAAAGCCUCUGUAAUCAGGCAUGCCAGAAAAUGUCCAAAGAGGAUGGCAAGGUAUCAAACUGCACCGACAAGCCCACUUCCGACAGCCGCUGCGACUGCCCCUAA
This is a messenger RNA of Pyricularia grisea, 201 nucleotides long. RefSeq lists its product as uncharacterized. The coding region runs from base 1 to 201 and encodes 66 amino acids. The transcript is spliced from 2 exons. The record is from RefSeq and is a predicted model, not a curated record. NCBI's taxonomy places the organism in Eukaryota, Fungi, Ascomycota, Sordariomycetes, Magnaporthales, Pyriculariaceae.